AUGGCAAAACGCACGCUAGACGCCUUCUUCAAACCAACCCCUAGCACCACCGCGAAACGAGCCAAGCCAGACCCGGCCACAACACCGCCAACCGAGGACACAGGGCUCCCAGACACACACACCAGCUACCCAAUUGCAAUUCCACAGCUUCCGUCUCAUAUUUCCGUCAGCCUCACACAUGGCACACCAGCGAAACAGCCGCGCCGCAUCACCAACCAGCCAGACCUGGACCUGCUCUACUUCCAGCCAUACAUAGCGCGAGCAACCGCCAACGAGCUCUUCAAGUUCCUGCGCCGCGAAUUGCCCUUCUACCGCGUGCAGUACAACAUCAAGCGCGGUGGAGUCGAGACACAAAUCAACACGCCACGGUACACGACUGUCUUCGGGGUCGACGAGACGGCACGAUUCAUUCCUGCCUGUAGCGUGAAAGGCGCCGACCAAGACCAUGACCAAGCCCAAGACCAAGACCAAGACCAAGACCAAGACCAAAACACAUCCCCAUACUCCGAGGCAACCUUCCCCGACGCGGCACAAGAUGCAAACAGCCCAGUCCUCGUCGACGCACAAUCGCACGCCCCCGUCCGCAGCACCAAGUACCAAUACCCACCCCGCCCGAUCCCAACCUGCCUCAGUCACCUCCAAUCCCGCGUUGAAGCCGUAACAGGCGCCAAAUACAAUUUCUGCCUAGUGAACUACUACGCCAGCGGCAAUGACAGCAUCGCGUUCCACUCCGACGACGAGCGGUUUCUUGGGGGCGCGCCGAAUAUUGCCUCGUUGAGUUUGGGCGGCGAGCGUGAGUUUAUUAUGAAGCAUAAACCGGAGUCGGAGGGGUCGCAGGCAGGGACGAGGAUGGGUGGUGGUGAUUGUGGUGGGAUUGCAACGCUGCCAUUGAGUUUGAGUGGCCGUCACACAAGCACGACCACGCCACUACAUCUCCAGAGUGGACAUGCAAAUUCCACUCCCGUCCUACCGCAAGCACAACAGCUCAAAAUACCGCUGUGCUCCGGCGACAUGGUUGUCAUGCGAGGCCCGACACAAUCGCAUUGGCAACACAGCAUCCCGAAACGCAAAGGGCGAGCAGGGGAUGCAGUGCGCGGGCGGAUUAACAUUACCUUUCGGCGGGCCGUUAUACCGGCGGGCACGAAUAAUUACUAUCAUUAUAAUGUUGGAUGUGGACCGGUGUGGCGAUGGAAUGAGCAGAGGGGGGAGAUAGUGCAGACGGAGAAGGGAGAGUUGGAGAACAUAGAGUAA
Penicillium canariense is the source of this 1251-nucleotide messenger RNA. Its product is annotated as alpha-ketoglutarate-dependent dioxygenase AlkB family protein. Gene Ontology annotation, biological process: DNA repair. Lineage: Eukaryota; Fungi; Ascomycota; Eurotiomycetes; Eurotiales; Aspergillaceae. The transcript has a single exon. The record is from RefSeq and is a predicted model, not a curated record. Bases 1 to 1251 code for a protein of 416 amino acids.